AUCGGUGUGCAGCUGGUGGUUACCAUGGUAAUGGCCAGUGUGAUACAAAAAAUCAUACCUCAUUAUUCCUUCGCAAGAUGGAUACUCUGCAGUGGCAGUCUUCGGUGGUAUCAGCACCCUACGGAAGAUGAGUUGAGGAAUCUUGCUGGUAAACAGAAGGGCCAGAAGAGGAAAGACAGGAAGUACAAUGGUCACAUAGACAACAAACCGCUAACGGUACCCAAGGACAUUGAUCUUCAACUGGAGACAAAGUAUAUCACUGAAGUGGACACAUUAGCAUUGCACUACUUUCCAGAGUUCCAGUGGCUUGUUGAUUUCACAGUAGCGGCGACCGUGGUCUAUCUAAUCACGGAGCUCUACUACAGUGUGGCUCAGCCCUCAGGAGAGAUGAACAUCAGCGUGGUGUGGUCCAUGCUCGUGCUCGCCUUUGUCGUAAAGAUCCUCUUCUCUCUGACGACCCACUACUUUAAAUUAGAGGAAGGAGGUGAACGCUCCCUCUGUAUCACAUUUGGUUUCUUUUUCUUCGUCAAAGCCAUGGCCAUUCUCAUUGUUACUGAGAACUACCUGGAGUUUGGUCUGGAAACAGGUUUUGCCAACUUCUCUGAUAGCGCACUGCAGUUCCUGGAGCACCAGGGUUUGGAAUCGCAGGGUCCAAUUUCAAAACUUACCUUCAAGCUAAUCCUCGCCUUUCUUUGCGCGCUGAUUGGAGCUUUUUUAACCUUCCCUGGCCUGCGAUUAGCCCAGAUGCACCUGGAUGCGCUCAAUGUGACCACAGCCAAAUUCACACAAACUUUGCUUCAUAUCAACUUCUUGUCCCCACUUAUCAUGGUCCUGCUAUGGGUGAAGCCCAUUACCAAGGACUACAUACUGAACCCCACCCUGGGAAAGGACAGCUUGCCUUUGAUGGCUGAGCAGACGUACGACACGCUGCGCUUAUGGACCAUCAUACUGAUGUGUGCGCUGCGACUGGCGAUGAUGAGGCAUCAUUUGCAGGCCUACCUCAACCUGGCGAAGAAGGCCGUGGAGCAGAUGAAGAAGGAGGCGGGACGCAUAAGUACCGUCGACCUGCAGAAGAUGGUUGCACGUGUUUUUUACUACUUGUGUGUAAUAGCACUCCAGUAUGUGGCACCUCUGGUGAUGUUGCUGCAUACAACUUUGCUGCUAAAAACCUUAGGUGGAUACUCGUGGGGAUUUCGCGUGGAAGAGGUGCCUUGCAUUCAUCAGACGGACUCUAUACAGGCGUCAGCACCAAUAGCGCCCCCGGAGGCGGGUACACGGGCUUCCGUCACCCAACUGUCGGUAGCCCUGGGGGGACUCAAAACGGUCUUCAGCCCGUUACUUUUCCGGGGUCUCUUCUCUUUCUUUACAUGGUGGAUCGCCGCCUGCCUCUUCUCCACGUCCCUCUUUGGCCUCUUUUACCAUCAGUAUCUCAUGGCAGCGUAA
Nerophis lumbriciformis (worm pipefish) is the source of this 1443-nucleotide messenger RNA. The record is from RefSeq and is a predicted model, not a curated record. NCBI's taxonomy places the organism in Eukaryota, Metazoa, Chordata, Actinopteri, Syngnathiformes, Syngnathidae.